GUUCAUCCAUGUCUCAAAUAUGGAAAAUCCAACCCAACUUUACAUUCCCCUCCAUCUCACUAAUAUCCCCAUUUUCACCAUUUAUCUCUCUCUACCUCAUUUGGAAGAGGGGAUUCUUUUUCAUAUAUCUCCUGCAACAAACAUAAACAACGUUAAACAUGGUUGGUACACUUGGGUUGUUUAAUUUCCGUGGUAAGAAUGAGAAGAGACGUAGCAAAAGUAUGAGCGUCGGGAAUGGUAGUGUAUUAGAAGGGUCAGCGGCUGGGAAUGAAGAGGCUGCAGCUGGAACUCAGGGAUCGGAUCAUCCGAGUGAUCUACCUGAAUCCGAUCAAAACGAGAAGCUGAGGCAGGUCAUGGAUGAUUUGGCUGCUACCUUCCAAGCCAGAGAAAAGCAGCUAUUAACUGAUAUGGAGCAGAUGAAGGAAAAGUUUGCUAAAUUACUGUUAGGAGAGGAUAUGUCAGGUGGAGGAAAGGGGGUUUCAUCAGCUUUAGCACUGUCAAAUGCCAUUACAAACCUUGCUGCUUCUGUGUUUGGUGAACAAUCACGCUUAGAGCCUAUGACAGCUGAAAGGAAAUCAAGGUGGAGAAAAGAAAUAGAUUGGCUCUUGUCUGUGAGUGAUUGCAUUGUUGAAUUUGUUCCUUCUCAACAAAAAGCCAAGGAUGGAUCAAACAUGGAGAUAAUGGUGACAAAGCAACGAUUUGAUCUUCUAAUGAACAUUCCAGCCCUCCGAACACUUGAUACAAUGCUUCUUGAUUGUCUGGAUUCAUUCAAAGACCAAGACGAGUUCUAUUAUUUGUCAAAGGAUGCGACAGAUGAAGAGAAAGGGAACAGCAAAAGAAAAGAUGACAAAUGGUGGCUGCCUACUGUUAAAGUUCCGGAACAAGGUUUGUCAGAUGCAGCAAAAAAGAACCUGCAGAGCCAAAGGGAAGCCAUGACUCAAGUGCUUAAAGCAGCAAUGUCUAUUAAUGCUCAAGUUCUGACAGAGAUGGAGAUCCCUGAAAACUACCUUGACUCCCUCCCAAAGAAUGGGAGAGCUAGUCUUGGUGAUUCAACCUAUAGGAGUAUCACAGUAGAAUUCUUUGACCCUAAUCAAUUUCUCGCAACUACGGAUUUAUCAAGCGAGCACAAGAUAUUAGACCUGAAGAAUAGAAUAGAGGCAUCAAUUGUGAUAUGGAAGAGGAAGAUGCACCAAAAGGAUGGGAAAUCAGCUUGGAGCUCUGCUGUUAGCUAUGAAAAAAGAGAACUGUUUGAGGAUAGAGCUGAGACCAUCUUACGCAUUCUGAAACAUCAGUACCCCGGCAUUCCUCAAUCUUCACUUGACAUCAGCAAAAUCCAAUACAACCGGGAUGUAGGACAAGCUCUCUUAGAGAGCUAUUCAAGGAUACUGGAAAGCUUGGCCUUUACAGUGUUGUCCAGGAUAGGAGAUGUGCUCUAUGCUGAUUCUGUUGCUCGAAACCCGAGUCAAGCAACAUCCAAGAGCCCGGCAAAUCAGAGUUCAGGAAAUGACAAUGAAAAAUCGAAUUUGAUGACCCUCUCAGACUUACUUACUUGGAGUGGAGACCUACUCGACAAUGACUUUGAGGACAGCAAAGAUUGCAAAGAUGACUUAUCCAAAGAUAUGGAUGAAAAGAACCUAAACGUAGCGACUAGCAAGGUUUCGUAUGUUGAAUCCUUGGGUGGAGUAAGAAGCCCAAAAGAACGCCAUUAAUGAAAGCAGUUGGAGAGAUAGACAACUAUAUGUAUGUAUGUAUGUAUCAUAUUUCAACGUAGAUAUUGGAUUACUCUUGUUGACUUGUAGGCUGCUAGCUACAUUCAGUAUUUUCACAUGGCUUCCUUUCUGUAAAUAGGGAAGGAAACUAAUACUAUGAAGCUUAAAGCUUUCCAUGUAUGCUGUCAUUAAAAUACCAAGAAAAGAAAUUGUAGUUUGGUAGCCAUUUAAUAUGAUUUUAUUUUUAGAAA
Molecule: messenger RNA, 1960 nt
Organism: Gossypium arboreum
Lineage: Eukaryota; Viridiplantae; Streptophyta; Magnoliopsida; Malvales; Malvaceae
Product: rop guanine nucleotide exchange factor 12-like
Exons: 7
Coding region: 159-1709 (516 amino acids)
Molecular function (GO): guanyl-nucleotide exchange factor activity
Source: RefSeq, a predicted model, not a curated record